Molecule: messenger RNA, 1287 nt
Organism: Drosophila willistoni
Lineage: Eukaryota; Metazoa; Arthropoda; Insecta; Diptera; Drosophilidae
Product: microtubule-associated protein RP/EB family member 1-like
Exons: 1
Coding region: 193-975 (260 amino acids)
Biological process (GO): regulation of microtubule polymerization or depolymerization; spindle assembly; protein localization to microtubule plus-end
Cellular component (GO): microtubule organizing center; microtubule plus-end; cytoplasmic microtubule
Molecular function (GO): microtubule plus-end binding
Source: RefSeq, a predicted model, not a curated record
UCGAUUUGCUUAGAUGUUAUAACAGAUUCGACUUAGUUGUAGUCAGUUGUAGAGCAGCCGUUCGCAGAAAGUACAAAAAAUUAAUAAUAAAAAUUUUGUAGAUUUUCUACCUUUCCGGCAAAAUUCAACAAAUCGAAUUUAAAUCAAAUUAAAAUUCAAAAAAAGAAAAAGAAUAAGAAAAGAAAAUUGGCCAUGGCUGUGAAUGUGUAUUGCACAAAUGGAUCAGAUAACCUAUCCCGGCAUGAAAUGCUGUCUUGGCUGAAUGGAUGCAUGCAGUCGCAGUUUAACAAGAUCGAAGAACUAUGCACUGGAGCUGCCUAUUGCCAGUUUAUGGACAUGAUGUUCCCCAACUCGGUGCCCCUGAAGCGGAUCAAGUAUCGAACCAAUUUGGAGCAUGAAUACAUCCAGAACUUCAAGUUACUGCAGGCCGCCUUCAAAAAGAUGAACGUGGAUAAGGUGAUACCCAUUGAUAGACUCGUGAAGGGUCGUUUCCAGGACAACUUUGAGUUCUUGCAAUGGUUCCGCAAAUUUUUCGGGGCCAAUUGCAAUGGUCGGAAAUAUGAUGCUAUGGCGGCACGUGAUAAUCAAGUCAUGGGCUUUGGGGCUGGCCCACUUUCCAGUACAUGCAAAACUGGACGUGCUACGCCACGUUCGAUUAUAUUGAACAAGGAUCUUGAUCUGCUGUCAUCUGAAGUUCGGCCACGUGUACCACCAUCUGGGCGCUCCAAGAGCUUGUCCCACGGUCAUAUUAUUCCAGAGCUGUUCGACGAAAUCAAACAGAUGCGUAUUCAAGUUCGUGACAUUGAGAAGGACCGCAAUUUUUAUUUCUCCAAGCUGCGCGACAUUGAGAUCGUGUGCCAGGAGACGAACGACAAUGAUAUGCAGCCAUUUACUCAACGCAUUCUGGACAUACUCUAUCACACAACUGAAGGAUAUGCUAGCCCACUUGAAGUGAAGAAUGAAAGUGAAAACUAACUUUUUACUCUGAAAUGCCGAAAACCACACACUAGACAUGAGUAAAACAAUAAGUUGCUCCCUCCUUCCCGCCAUUACGAUAGGUGAAAACCAAACCUUAAAGACAUCUGAACGCCACGCACACAUACACACAAUGCUACACACAAAACAAAACCGAUAUCCCUUAUAUAUAUGGAGUGCCAAGAUUUUCCAAAACAUUCUUUAUCACAUUUUCGAACUUAAUACUAACGAAAUUUUACAAGUCAUUACUCAAAAAUUAUGUAAAUUUGUUUUUAAAUACAUUCGAAUGCAAAUCAUGCUGUUACUAAAAUA